UCCCAAAACUCCCAAGCUUAAACGACAUCGCUUAAAGUACUUCUCAACUCUCCUUGCAAGCCCUAGUGAACUAGAGAGCAAAUUCGACAAAAUCCUCCACAAAACGGGGAUAGUAAAAUCAAAAUCGACGAACGAAUGGCGAUAACAGGAGAUUUGAGGGUCUCUGCAGCUAUGGUUCCUUACAAAUCCAACCCCCUUCGUACCUCACUGCACUUACCUCCUUCCAAGGUGGAUUGUAGUGUGUUCCUUAAUGGCGGAUCUAGUGUUUCGGAGACUAUGUCAAGAUAUUCUCGUCCAAUGCAUGAUGGCCAAAGCACUCGCUGUCAUUGUAAGCGGCCUCUUGGGAUUUUUGAAGAAUAUAAGCUUUCUACAAAUCCCAUCAGCCAGGAAGUCGAUAACUUCCUCCUUAAUGCAAUUAAUAUGAACUUCUUUGAGCGUUUAAAUUUGGCAUGGAAGAUCCUAUUUCCAUCACCCGCAUCAAGAAGAAAUUCUAAUGCUAAUAUUGCAAAGCAACGGUUGAAGAUGAUUCUCUUCUCAGAUCGAUGUGCAGUCAGCGAGGAGGCAAAACAAAAGAUUGUGAGUAAUGUUGUGACUGUACUGUCUGAUUUUGUGGAGAUAGAAUCACAGGAUAAAGUUCAACUGAGUGUCUCAACUGAUCCAGAUAUUGGCACCAUUUACUCAGUCACUGUACCAGUGCGUCGGGUGAGAUCAGAAUAUCUAGUUGAGGAUGAAAUUGGAGCAAUAACAAACAUUGAGUACAAAGAUACUGGAGAAGUUUCUGGUUCCGUUGAUGUCAAGUUCGAUUUCUACCUUCCAAAGGACAAGUUUAGAGACUUCAACGCGUGAAAUUAGGAGAUGGCUGAACCGCAGGCCUAACCUGGAUGGCCCCCGAGAAGAGGAUAAAGAUCAACGAAUGUCUUGUUUGGUCUGGCCCUUUUUUUUUUUUCACUUGCUAGUGGGAUUUUCUUUUGUUCCGUUAUUUGGUUCUCGCUGGAACUGACGUAUAGUUUUGUAUAUAUUGUGAUACUUCUACUUAGAUGGUCAAUUAGAAUUGUUAGUGACGAAAGUCAAAAAUGCAGAGUUUGUCUUUUGGAAA
Olea europaea var. sylvestris is the source of this 1096-nucleotide messenger RNA. Its product is annotated as cell division topological specificity factor homolog, chloroplastic. The transcript is spliced from 2 exons. Gene Ontology annotation, biological process: chloroplast fission; cell division; regulation of division septum assembly. The record is from RefSeq and is a predicted model, not a curated record. The coding region runs from base 136 to 846 and encodes 236 amino acids. NCBI's taxonomy places the organism in Eukaryota, Viridiplantae, Streptophyta, Magnoliopsida, Lamiales, Oleaceae.